Molecule: messenger RNA, 4559 nt
Organism: Gavialis gangeticus (Gharial)
Lineage: Eukaryota; Metazoa; Chordata; Crocodylia; Gavialidae
Gene: TTC23
Product: tetratricopeptide repeat domain 23
Exons: 10
Coding region: 1781-3106 (441 amino acids)
Molecular function (GO): protein binding
Source: RefSeq, a predicted model, not a curated record
AAGGAAGUAUAAUAUAAACAUACCGGAGCAUUGAAAUUUCUCAAAUUCGGUUAAUUUUUUAUUGUUUUCUUCCCUUUUCACAUGCUGCUCUUUUCCUGACACUGCUCACUUUGCAGGAGUGAGUCCUAUGGAUGGUCUUUUUAAAAUUAGAUUUAGUUUCUUGUACAAGUUGUAAUUUUCAACAAAAUGAUUAAGUUACGUGGCUAGUGAGUGCUUAUACUGCAUAUUUUCCACUUGAUAAAACCAGCCACAUCCAUGGUCAUUUCAUAGCGUUCAUGCUCCAUAAACUCCAUCAAAAUAGAUAUGAAGUGGGAUGUUUCUCCUGUCAGUCACUACCGUCUCUUCUCAACCAACUCUCAGGUCUCAGAAAAGAUACACAUUUAUUGGGCGCAUCCAGACAAGCACAGCCAUGCAGUAUGUAGCACCAUAAACACAUCCGCAGCGCCACAUACUGCACAGUCACAUGUUCUCCAUGCUAUCAGGGCAUGCUGCCUAUGCACACACUACUCCAGUUUUUUUUUUCUUUGGGUUUUUUUGACCCCUCAGUAUCCAGGGGUUGAAAAAAGAAGUGGAGUAGUACACACGCAGGCAGUGCACACCGCUGAAAAGCAGAGCCAAGCCACUGGAAGCCACACUGCGGCUGUCAGCCAGGCUUCGCCCAGCAGGAUCACUGUUGCUGCAGCCCUGGGAGACCCCCAGGUAAGACUGCUGGGGUCAGCCCACCACUGGCCGCAGCCUCCUCUACCGCCCCUGGGGUAAUUUGCCACGUGCCAAAGCAGGAGUGGCAUGGGUGUUCCACAGGGACAAGUAGGCAUGCAACUGCUACUUGUCCCCGGGAAACCAAACAUCCGUGCUUAUGUGGACGCAGCCAUAGAGGUUAUUUACCUUUAGUUGCUGGGAAUGAUUGAAGUAUGACUGACUGUAGGACUAAUAAAAACACACAGCCUGUAGGUAUUAAAAGUGUACAACUUUUUAUUAGAGGAAACUAUAUUGCAACAAGAAAUGUGCCAGAAAAAUUAGGUAGGUCUCUUGCUCAGUUUUCCAGUUACAUCUCUACUGCUUGCUUUUAUCAUGAUGUUAUUAAUGUCAGUAGCACCCUGAGAAAUGUUGGUGGGAUUUUUCACCAGUCAACAUUGGUUAGAUUCUGUUCCCAUUCAUAUUUUCACUUAAACAGGAACAGAGUUAAAACAGUAAUUUUUGGUUUUUUUGGAAAUACCACACCCAGAAUAAGUUUUAAAUUAAUAUGUAUAUAAAGACAUGAUAGCCUGGGCAUACAAGAUGACAGUGCAUUUUUAUCAUAGACUAAAGAAAAAAAUCUCUCUCUUCCUUCAGCAAAAGAAUGGUUAACUGUGCUUGGAGCCAACUAGUCUUAAAAGGAGUUGAUAAAAAAAAGAAUAAGACACUUGAAAACAUUGUACUGACAAAAGCUCUCCAAUGCCUAGAUAUUAUUCUUUAUUAUUAAGUAUGAGAAAGAUCACUCAUUCUUUAAAUUUGGCAUGUUUUGUAGAUCUUAUUGAGACAUCAAAAUUAAGCCAAGUCUUAACACUGUACUGUAUUGAAAAAUUAUUGUAUGUAAGUUGUGUAAAAAUACCACUGCAUUUAAGAGUAUUUGAAUAAUAUUGUAUAACAACUUAUAUGUUUUCCAUAACCAAGGUACACUUACAGGAUGGGUGAGCCCCAGAGUAUCUCAUGAUAUUGAAUAAUCUUGGAUGACUUGCUGUGUUUUUAACAAAUAUGAAUAUAGUUAAACUACAGCCUUAAAAGAGGAUCAAACAGGAGAAUGCAACAAACUCAGGAAGUUCAAACCUCUGGACACACAGACAGCUCCACUGUUACCCUUAGCACUGAACUCAGGAAUAAGAUAAAAAAUAAAUCUUCAGAGGCAGAACUACUUCAGCCUCCUAGCCAGAAGCUUCUGCAAUGUGAACAAAAGGCAAAUGUACACAUCAGCAAUCAAGAGUAUAAGGAAGCCCUCCCAGAGCUCAUGAGGUAUUUAGCCCUGGCCAGAAUUUGCUAUGGAGAUCUUCACUGGAAAAUGGCAGAAGCCCAUGUUAAUUUGGCUCAGGGAUACCUCCAGCUGCAAGGAUUUUCACUGCAAGCAAAACAGCAUGCAGAAAAAGCCAAAGAAAUUCUUCUUGCCAGCUCUCUUAUCCCUUCAUCUGAAUCUGAACAAAGGAUGGACAUACUUCAGUGUUCAGUUGCUAUUUCUCAUACAUUAGGAAGAGCAUUAACUGCACUUCACAAAUUAAAAGAUGCAGAGAGAAGUUUAAUAAAAGCUGGGAAACUUUCAGAGGAAUUGCUACAAGGCCAGCACAUGCCACCAGACAAGUGGAUGGAAAUCAAAGCAGGAAUUGAGUUGUCGUUUGCACAAUUGUACCAGAGUCAGAAAAAGUCAAAAGAGGCUCUUCUGUGCUAUCAAAAAGCUCUGAACUAUACUGAAAAGAGCAAGGGUGAAGACAAUCUGGAGUGUGUGCCAAUAUACAAAAAAAUAGCAGGAGCAGCACAAAUCCUUGGGGAUCAUGACACAGCAAUCCAACAUCUUGUAAAGGCUCAUUUCAUUGCCCUGAGAAAAAGCCCUUCUUCAGUGGAAGCAGCAAACACAGCUCAUUUGGUGGCACGAGCUGCAGUUGCCUCUAAGAAAUCAGACCAUAAUGAUCUGGCAGAGAAGUACUUUCAGGAGAGCAUAAACUCUUUCGAAGAAGCUGAAGGAAUGGGGAGCGCUAAGUGCCUUGCAGCUGAGGAUGAUUUCAGUCAGUUCCUGAUAGACACUGGACAACAGGAGAGAGCAGCAUUAAUGUUGAAAGGAUCGUUAGAAGCCAAAAAAGCCACAUUUGGAGAUCUCAGCCCUGAAGUAGCAGAGACAUACUGGCUCCUGGGAGUGACAGAACUGGCACAAGGACACACAAAUCUAGCACACAAGAAACUUAAGAAGUGCCUCUACUUACAGACUCUCUUAUAUGGCUCCCACAAUAAAAGAACUCGGGCAACAAAGGAAACUAUUGACUUACUAUCAAAGACCCGGGAUGUAGCAACAGAACAGAGAGGAACAGAUGAAGAAAAGCCACCGAUUCCCUGUUCCACAACACUUGGUGGUGGGAGGGACUAGGCUCCAGUACAUGUGAUAAAGUUCCUGACAUUUGCUAAUGACUGAACUUGUCUCUCUCAAGUGUCCACCUGAAAUCUGUCAUUUGCAUCAAAGAUUGAACAUAGAGCAGAUUUCCAUGAGGACAGACCAUUUGCUUAUGUGCCUACAUUUUCGAAUACAGCUAAACACCAAUUUAAUAUUAUGGGAGCAUUUGCUGUUUUCAGGGCAUCCCAUAGCUGCCUCUUCAGUAUUUUCACUUGUGAAAACAAACCAAAAAAAAAUUUUCAAUGUGGAAAUUCAUAACAUCUCUGCAAAAAAUUAAUAUAGGUCAAAAAGGAAGUUAAGAGUACAGUGCAAAACUGGCACACAUUACUUCCUAGCUAUACAAGAAGUCUGAGAAAUACCUUUUUCUAACAGCGCUAUACAACUUUAAGCAAGUCCUGCCAUGUUCAAAACAUCUAGGACUCCUUUGGUCUCAAGAUUUUUCCUCCUCCAUUGGAGACAAACAGUUGGAUCUGAAGUGUGCCUGGUGUCAGACUGAAGGAAUACUGCUAUAUUUUAUCCAUAACACAAUUUGGAGAGAAAAAAUUAGAGCAAUGAAGUUGGCUACACAAUGCGCAGUUGGAAAUCAUGCCAUUUAAGAUCAUCCCUUUUCUUGUUCUGCAUGUAAUACAUUUCCAGGACCUGGCAAGUACUUUGUCUCAUACUUGGCUGUAAGGAUAUUUAUGCUGCAAGAGGAAAACAGGCUUAUCCAAGGCAGCUUUGGGAGUAUUAAGUAGACAUUUGGGGAAUUAAGACAUACACAUUUCUGGUAGUGUUUCUCUCAGGAGUUCAGCUCUGAGAGCAAUUUUCAUGGCAUCUUCUAAUAGCACCACUGACAACCAUGUUAAACCUAGGAACUAAGAAAAUCUCAAACAAAUGCACAAGCCGCUAGCCUGGUCCAUCUCUUUAACAUUCAGAGAGUUUCCGCUCCAUGAUUUAUGGUGCCAGUAGGAAGCUGGUUUUAGAUGCAGUUUUACCUGAGACCAGUUAGCUAUUUUCAGCAUAUACCACCACACAAAUCCUGCCCUUGAAUUUUGCAAGAAGUGCAAAAGGGGCUUUACUUUUGUUUAUCUUCAACUGAGAGAAGCUGAUUAGUCUCUGGAAAAAGUUCCUCCCUUCAUCUGAAUUGUGACCAAGACAUAUUUCCUUUAACAAGUAGGAAACUCUAAAAAACAUUUAUGCAUUUUACUUUCAUGUGAGAGGUUUGUGGUUGGUUAAGGAAAAGAAAAACAGUAAUAACCUGUGGAGGGAGUUCAGAGGUGCUGCAAAAGGUCCUGCUCCUUUACAGCGAAUACACCCGUUUUGCUUUGGCGUGUUGCACCAGUCACAGGUUGAAAGUUAAGGGACAAAAAUAAUUCAUCCAAAACCCAGAGCAGAAGGAAAACUAUGAUUCUGUCUGUGACAGCAACUUCUGUUCUUUGUGCUUUUAUAU